Molecule: messenger RNA, 923 nt
Organism: Periconia digitata
Lineage: Eukaryota; Fungi; Ascomycota; Dothideomycetes; Pleosporales; Periconiaceae
Source: the annotation of a GenBank genome assembly
GCUUUUUUCGCCCCUCUGCAUGCUCACGUGAUACGGCUCGCGCAAAUCCUCUGCAGGUAUCUUACAUGUUCUGUGAGGAUCUCAAACUACCAGCAGCAAUCCAAUUGUGAUAUUCCAAGUGCUACCUCGUCAGUCCGUUGUUCUCUUUACAUUCGCUUGCUUGCGAAGAGACCAAACCAAACCUGCUCGCAGAACAUAGACAGGGGGCGUGCACAUUAGCCUGCCCACAUGGAUGGUAGCGGCCUGACGCAGCAGCGUCGCGUCAACGCAGAUCCGAUUUCUGGAGUUCCAGACGGUAACCAAGUCGUUAGCGUAGCAAACGGCGUGUGAUUGUUCUGACAUCGUGAAAGACGACUAGCCAUAAACUCACGCAAAGCCCGUGUGUAAAGUCGGCAGCCGUCUACCGUGAGGGGCAGCUUGCCAUGAAUGCUCCACCACGAGGCAAGUAAACUUUGUAAAAUUUGCGUCCGGCCGUACAUCGGUCGGAAUAGGGGAAUCGCAAAGCGACGUCUCUGGUGCAAACGAUUUACUCAUGAAACAAGAGUGUGGCGAAUCGGGCACAAGCAAACCGACUGUGCCUCCACUCGCACUUGAAGCUUGCAAACCUACCUCAUUGCGGCACAACCACCAUCCACGGACCCUCCCAACUCGAAAGCCGCAGGUAAAACACCAAAACAGGACGUCUGUUCUGAGGACAAUAAACGUCACGGAAUCUCGCAGGAUUCGAAUAAGGCCCGCAACCCCUGUGUACCCUAUCUGAGAUCUCACGGGGGCGGAAAUCGUGCUUCUCUCGUGCGAGCACAGCGCCGCGCCGCUCAAGAUUUCCAGAAGGAGCAUCCAAACGCCCAAAGUGGAUAUCCGGAUAUGAUCUCUCUCUCGACGAACAGAUGAGAUGUCAAACCCCCCCAAAACCCACCAAAUCC